Molecule: messenger RNA, 2132 nt
Organism: Tribolium madens (black flour beetle)
Lineage: Eukaryota; Metazoa; Arthropoda; Insecta; Coleoptera; Tenebrionidae
Exons: 8
Coding region: 537-2114 (525 amino acids)
Source: RefSeq, a predicted model, not a curated record
UUUGCACCUCGCACGUUGGAGCCGUAGUUUGAAGUGCUGAUUGAUAAGUAGGUAAGUGAUUAAUUAAAUAUUUCUAUGUAUCAGGUAGGUUUAUUUGUCUUUUAAGAAUGUUUUUACUGAUUUUUGAACGCCAAUCUUAUGAAUCAAUAAUAAUAAGUAUACCUACACGUUUUCUGUUCUAAAAUCAUAAUAAAACCGUUAGUUAUGGCUUCCCUUUCUACGUAAAAAACAAUCGAAAGUGUUGAUAUUUGUUUUAAUAUUAUACUAAUAACACACAUAUUUUUUUUWWAAAUAGUAUAGUUUUUAAUUGCUAUGUGAGAAAUAGCUUAAGAAAUUUUUCUUAGGUUUUGUGUCCAAUAAAUAAAUAAUAUAAUGGAUGAAGUGAGCAAAUUAAUUACCGAGUGGGGGUUCGAAAAAUAUAUCCCAACUUUCGAGAGUAAGUUUAUAUUUUUCCGACUUUUGUGUUUUUGCAUCUUUGUCUAAAUGUGGUCCAUUAUUAUUAAAGUAUAUUUUUAAAUUUAGAAGAAGAGAUAGAUAUGGAGGCAUUAAAAUCCCUAACAGAGAACAGUUUAAAAGAAUUAAUUCCCACUAUCGGACCAAGAAUAAAAUUUUUAAAUAAAUUAAAAGUGUUUAAAACGGAAUGUUUUAUUCAAAACGAUCCAAUAACACCAGAGACGUUAACGCUUUCGUCAGUCUCUUCACCUAUAGUAACGGAACAUUGUUCACCCUCGACAUCUGAACCGGUUUUACUAAUCGGUAACUUUGAGGGCACUGUUAAUGAAACAUGUACAGUAAGCAAGGAUACGCCUUCCUGUAGUACGACAGAUGAAGCUUGUCUUAUAACUGGGCAGGAAUAUUAUAAGCAGGCCUGCUCUCGCUCUUUUGCGUUUUUAGGUGAAGAAAAUUUAAAUAGGGCUUGCAGGAUGUCAUAUGACUUGGACUUGCAGCAAUUUUUGAAUGCGACAAAUGCCGGCCGUUUUGUUUUAGAAACUUAUUCGAAAACAAAAACAUUGACAACAAAAACUAGGAACAUGCUAGUGAAUUUGAUUAUUAACAGCGCAAUGGCUGAAGCUAGGAACGGAAAAUUAACUGCGGAGGAUUUUGAAAAUCUGUCUAACAAAAUUUGUGAUCUUUUUAAAUGUGAACAUACUGGAACGUAUUACAUUCCACGUUGUAGUGGAGCAGGGCCAUCUAAAAAAAAACCUGUGAAUGCGAAAGGGAAACUUGUGGAUAAAUAUAGAAAUUUAAAAAGACUGUACAAUAUUACCAAAGAUUAUAAAGAAAAUUUGGAAACCGAUAAUGAGUUGUCUAAUAAUCCUGUUACGGACGAUAUGGAUGCCAGUGCCAAAUGGUUAAAACAUUGGAAUGAACCUUUUGAUACUGUAUUAUUGCACUGGGAUAAUUCAUUUUAUAUGCGUCGUAAUAGCACGGUAAAAACUGUUGAUCAGUUUUUAAGCGAAUGGCCAAUUUUAAAACAUCAAGUAGCUACCGUACUAAUUGAUACGGAUUUUAAAAAAAUGUUUCCUAAUGCUGCAACCGAAAUGUAUUUAAAGUGGGAAUUAUUUUACAACAACCUGUUAGAAUGUCCAAAUAUAAAUAAGCCAGAUGAAAUUAUAAUGGCACAAUUAAAAAAUGAAAAAUUAUCAGAGGAUGGUAAGUGUGCCGUCCAAAUUACAGCUUUGCCCGUGUUGUUUCCUCCAAAAGGAAGAUCAAGAGUUAAGAAUAGUCACUGGAAGCCGAGCAUAUUGGAAUGCCAAGAAAGUAUUAUUAAUCAUGUUAAGAUUUCUGGAGAAAUAGAAAAUUUUAUCACCGAAAGAAGUCAUCACUUCAAGGCUCUCAGUAGAACUAUCCAACCAUAUAUGAUUGUUGUGGGGCCAACAGUAUCGGAAGUAACAGAGAGCUAUCUGAUUAUCGACGCCUACAUCUACAAAGCAAGUACAACCUUGCAAUGUUUUGAUUUAUUAUUUAAGACAUUUCAUGUACUGUGUGCGGAAUACCCCCCUGAAGCAGAACAUAUUUAUUUACUUAUCCAAAAAGUAAUUUUUGGGGUUUCAACACAAUGGGACAAGCAAAUACCUUACGUAAUGACCCUCGCAAAUAGCCUUUCUUUAUAAUUUUGUAUGAACUUUUAA